AUGGGGUUCGUGUCCUUGUUUGAGGUGGCGUCCGUGCCGAUACUCGAGGUGCUCAUAAUCAGCACAUUGGGAGCUUUCAUGGCUACUGAUUACCUCAACCUAUUCCCAUCUGAUGCCAGAAAGUAUAUGAACAAAAUUGUGUUUGUGGCCUUCACUCCAUCAUUGGUGUUUUCGAGUCUUGCCAAGACAGUACGUCUCGAAGACAUCAUCUCAUGGUGGUUCAUGCCGGUGAAUAUCGCGGUAACUUUUGUAGUCGGAGCCUUUUUUGGAUGGGUGGCGGUUAAGAUACUUAGACCCGAACCGUAUCUCGAAGACCUCAUCAUCGCGUUUUGUUCAUCAGGUAAUUUGGGGAAUAUUCUAGUGAUAAUCAUCCCGGCUAUCUGCCAGGAGAACGGUAGUCCAUUCGGGGAUGAGAAUGUUUGCACCACUGUUGGACUUUCGUACGCUUCGUUUUCUAUGGCGCUUGGAGCUUUCUAUAUAUGGACUUACACAUUCCACUUAAUACGAAGCGCGGGAGAAAAAUACAAAGCCAUACUCGCGGCAGAGGAGUCCAAAAAGGAGCCCAAUAAGGAUUUAGAGGCAGAUGAUAAAUCAGCUCUUCUUCUUCUUCUUCAUCAAGGAGACGUUACACAGAAACAAAUAGUUGAGUCGAAGCGUAACACGAUGUGGUGGACCCGGAUUGUGAUGAUUUUCCAUCAGAUAGGGGAGGAGCUAUUGUCACCCCCAAUCCUUGCUGCCGUGAUCGGGCUCGUGUUUGGAGCAAUCUCAUGGCUUCGUAACCUCAUAAUCGGUGAAAAUGCUCCACUCCGAGUGAUCAACAGCUCUCUCAAAUUACUUGGGGAUGGGACUAUUCCUUGCAUCACUCUCAUACUAGGAGGCAACCUAACACAAGGGUUGCGGAAAGCGAAAUUGAGAUGGGGGAUAGUGAUUGCUGUGGUUUGUGUGAGAUACGUAAUACUUCCUGCGGUUGGAAUUUGUGUGGUGCAAGCGGCCUCACGACUUGGCUUCCUUCCUAGCGACCCACUCUACCACUUUGUGCUCAUGAUCCAGUUCACUCUUCCACCCGCCAUGAACAUUGGUACAAUGACUCAAUUAUUCGAUGUGGCGCAAGAAGAGUGCUCGGUGUUGUUUUUGUGGACUUAUGUUGUUGCAGCACUUGCGCUGACAGCUUGGUCCACCCUUUUCAUGUGGAUCUUGACAUAG
Striga hermonthica is the source of this 1203-nucleotide messenger RNA. The record is from the annotation of a GenBank genome assembly. Lineage: Eukaryota; Viridiplantae; Streptophyta; Magnoliopsida; Lamiales; Orobanchaceae.